UGAUAUGUUGCUUCAGUGAUUGGAAGAAUAUCCUCAAAAGGGGUGAGGUCAUGAACCUUGCCGAGAGAGGGGUUCGCUUCAUAAUCAAUGACAUCAACCACAAAACAACUACAGGAUUUCUUUCACAGUAACAGCUAUUUGAUAUUGUAUUUUUCAGUGUCCAAAGUAGAACGAAAUCAAAAACAUCCAUAAUCUAUCCUUGAGAAUCAGCAACAUCAAAAAUCACAGCCAUGCCAGAUCAAGUCCAAGACAAGAAAGGAAAUCCCAUCAAUGAAGGCGAUACAGUCUACACCAAAGCCCGAGGUGGAAAACGAGAAGGAGAGGUAAAUUUUGUUCUUGAAUACCCAUUUAAAAAUUCAUUCUAAUUUUUUUUUUCAGGUCGAAGAAAUAAUCAUGACGCAGGAAGAUGCCAAAACAUCUUCGAAGGAGAAUGUCAAAAAUCCUCCAAAAGGUUUGCUGAAAUAUAUAUUUCUAUUGAUGAUAACUCUAUGAAAACUAAAUGAUAUUAGUCGUUUUCACCGAUCAACAUGGUCAUAAGGUUGCGCAUAAUCCUGGAACGCUCGAGAAUUUGGAUGCAUAGGGAUGGAUGAAUGGAUGUUAUUCAAAUUGCUUUUCAUAUUGUUUGGAGCUGUUUGCCGGCUCUUUUCAUGAUGUUUUGGGCUGGCUGGAUAUGAGGGAAAGUGAUAUUAAGGUUACUUUCAGUUUUAUUCUGAUUGUUUUUGGUCUAAUAUUGAAUAACAUCAUUCUAGAGACUACGCUGAAUAGUACGAUGUCUUUAAAGUGGUAGUGAUGUUUCUGGGGGAACUACUAGGUUGAAUUU
Sclerotinia trifoliorum is the source of this 820-nucleotide messenger RNA. The record is from the annotation of a GenBank genome assembly. NCBI's taxonomy places the organism in Eukaryota, Fungi, Ascomycota, Leotiomycetes, Helotiales, Sclerotiniaceae.